Paraglomus occultum is the source of this 585-nucleotide messenger RNA. NCBI's taxonomy places the organism in Eukaryota, Fungi, Glomeromycota, Glomeromycetes, Paraglomerales, Paraglomeraceae. The record is from the annotation of a GenBank genome assembly.
AUGGCAAUAUUGCAACCUCGUAUAAUCCUUGGGUUUCCCGAUCUGAACAACGUUGGCUGCAAACUAUUAGACAGAAUACGAACAGCGAACGAUAGUGAGCUCGAGGUAGCAAACGGAAAAGUACGAGUUCGUAAUGCUGGCGAUACCUCUGUGGUAUACGUCCCAUCUUUGGAUAGCCAGACCAAGACUACCACACUCAUAUCGUCUUUAAUAUCACUCUUGUCUGCGAGUAAAAUACAAGAGAUAACAAUACUCGCGAAUGUUAAUACCAAUCUUAUCGAUGAAAAAGUCUAUAGCAUAAACGUAAAUGACGCUGAAAUAAAUCCAGUGAUACGUUCGCAUAUACUAAACGUCUUGAUAACAUUAUUGAAAGUAGAAGGCAUUCCAACAACAUGUCUUUUAUUUCCUGGUAAACGCGUUUCAGGUAGAGGCAGAUUCUUGCACGAGGUCAAAAUCAUGAAGGCGUUAGCAGAUACUCUUGGCAAACUCAUGAUUGACAUUGACAUCGACAUUGACGGGAUUACUGAUGAGGCUGACAUCGAUGAAGCGGUAACAGCAACAACAGAUCAUAUGAUGUACAUGUAA